Messenger RNA from Linum tenue, 3232 nucleotides. The record is from the annotation of a GenBank genome assembly. NCBI's taxonomy places the organism in Eukaryota, Viridiplantae, Streptophyta, Magnoliopsida, Malpighiales, Linaceae.
CUUCUUUUUUUUUCCUAGUCUGAUCAGUAAUCUCUUCAAUAACUUGUCUUGUUGCCUUCAAUUGUAGACUGUGAUUGAAAGGCGGGACGAAUAACCAUGGAUCAGAAGGAGAUUUCCCUGGAAGCUAUCAACAAGGAAACUGUAGAUCUGGAGAACAUCCCAGUUGAAGAAGUUUUCGAGAAGUUGAAUUGCACCAAAGAUGGACUGACUGGCGAUGAAGUUCAGCAAAGGCUGCAAGUCUUUGGUUACAACAAACUCGAAGAAAAACAUGAAAGCAAAGUCCUCAAGUUUUUGUCCUUCAUGUGGAAUCCACUCUCAUGGGUUAUGGAAGCAGCUGCUAUCAUGGCCAUUGCUCUUGCACAUGGUGAUGACAAACCUACAGAUUACCAUGAUUUUGUUGGGAUCAUUCUGCUGCUAAUCAUCAAUUCAACCAUCAGUUUCAUAGAAGAGAACAAUGCUGGAAACGCCGCCGCUGCUCUCAUGGCUCGCUUAGCACCGAAGGCAAAGAUUUUACGCGAUGGGAAGUGGAAUGAGGAAGAUGCAGCUGAAUUGGUUCCUGGAGAUAUCAUUAGCAUCAAGCUAGGUGACAUCAUUCCUGCUGAUGCUAGACUUCUUGAAGGAGAUCCUCUCAAAAUUGAUCAGUCUGCUCUUACAGGAGAGUCGCUUCCAGUAACUAGAGGCCCUGGCGGUGUGAUAUACUCUGGCUCAACAUGCAAGCAAGGUGAGCUCGAAGCAAUCGUCAUAGCCACUGGAGUCCACACCUUCUUUGGCAAGGCAGCUCAUCUCGUCGAGAGCACAACCCAUGUCGGGCAUUUCCAAAAGGUCUUAACUUCAAUUGGGAACUUCUGCAUCUGUUCAAUUGCUGCUGGGAUGUUAAUCGAGAUCAUAGCUAUAUACGGCUUCCAACAAAGAAGUUACCGUACUGGGAUAGACAACCUUUUGGUUUUACUCAUUGGUGGCAUCCCUAUUGCCAUGCCUACAGUUCUUUCAGUCACCAUGGCCAUUGGUUCUCAUCGCUUAUCUCAGCAGUUUGAACUGCAGGGUGCCAUCACUAAGAGGAUGACAGCUAUUGAGGAAAUGGCAGGAAUGGAUGUCUUGUGUAGUGAUAAAACAGGCACUCUCACUCUUAACAAACUUACAGUGGACAAGAGUAUGAUAGAGGUCUUUGCAAAGGGCGUUCAGCAAGAUGAUGUAGUUCUGAUGGCUGCCAGAGCUUCGAGGUUGGAGAAUCAAGAUGCUAUUGACGCGGCCAUUGUUGCCAUGCUAGCUGAUCCAAAAGAGGCACGAGCUGGGGUUACCGAAGUUCAUUUCCUGCCCUUCAAUCCAACUGACAAGAGGACAGCACUGACUUACCUAGACAGUUCCGGCAAGAUGCAUCGAGUCAGCAAAGGCGCCCCAGAGCAGAUUCUUAAUUUGGCAUACAACAAAGCAGAAAUUGCCAAUAGGGUACAUGGAAUCAUCGACAAGUUUGCUGAGCGUGGACUACGAUCACUUGGGAUUGCCCGACAGGAAGUUCCUGACAAUCACAAGGAAAGUUCAGGUGGACCAUGGGAGUUUGUUGGCCUGCUACCACUCUUCGAUCCUCCGCGACAUGAUAGUGCUGAGACCAUCAGAAGAGCUCUUGAUCUUGGUGUUGGUGUCAAGAUGAUCACUGGUGAUCAGUUGGCCAUUGCAAAGGAGACUGGGAGGCGGCUUGGCAUGGGAACCAACAUGUAUCCUUCAUCAUCUUUGCUUGGAGAGAGCAAAGGGACAGGGUUUGAGUCUCUACCAGUUGAUGAGCUCAUUGAAAAUGCUGAUGGGUUUGCUGGUGUCUUUCCUGAACACAAGUAUGAGAUUGUGAAGAAACUGCAAGCCAAGAAGCAUAUUGUUGGGAUGACUGGUGAUGGAGUGAAUGAUGCACCAGCACUGAAGAUUGCAGACAUUGGAAUUGCCGUGGCUGAUUCAACUGAUGCGGCUCGUGGUGCCUCCGAUAUUGUGCUCACCGAGCCAGGGUUGAGUGUGAUCAUUAGUGCUGUCUUGACCAGCCGUGCAAUCUUCCAGAGGAUGAAGAAUUACACAAUAUAUGCAGUAUCCAUCACUAUCCGUAUAGUUAUGGGAUUCAUGUUGCUCACUUGCUUCUGGGAAUUUGAUUUCCCUCCCUUCAUGGUCCUCAUCAUCGCCAUCCUCAAUGACGGCACUAUAAUGACAAUUUCCAAAGACAGAGUGAAGCCAUCACCAGUACCAGAUAGCUGGAGGCUGGGUGAGAUCUUUGCGACUGGUAUCGUAUUAGGAGGAUACCUAGCCAUUAUGACUGUCAUCUUCUUCUGGGCAGUUUAUGAAACCAACUUCUUCUCGGAGCAUUUCCAUGUACCAAGCUUGAGAAAGAGUCACUACAACACGUCAGACCCGGAUGUGGUUGAUUUGCUUAAUAAGAAGCUAGCAUCGGCUGUUUACCUGCAAGUCAGCACAAUCAGCCAGGCGCUGAUCUUCGUGACUCGAUCCAGAAGCUGGUCCUUUGUUGAAAGGCCUGGUAUGCUUUUGGUCAUCGCCUUCAUCAUUGCUCAGUUGAUAGCGACGGUCAUAUCAGCGCUAGCAAACUGGGGAUUCGCUGGAAUUCAUAGCAUAGGCUGGAAAUGGACCGCCGUCAUUUGGGUUUACAACAUUGUGACUUACAUGCUUCUUGAUCCAAUCAAGUUUGGCGUCCGAUAUUGCUUGAGCGGCAGAGCUUGGGGACUUGUCUAUAACCAAAGGACUGCAUUGACUACACAAAAGGACUUCGGAAGGGAAGCUAGGGAAGCGGCAUGGGCGACUGAGCAGAGAACACUGCACGGCCUGCAAUCAGCAGAGUCGAAGCCAAUUCACGACAAAAGCACCUUCAGGGAAAUCAGCAUCGUUGCUGAAGAAGCCAAGAGGCGCGCUGAGCUUGCCAGACUAAGAGAGCUGCACACACUGAAGGGCAAAGUGGAGUCAGUUGUGAAGUUGAAGGGAUUGGACGUUGAAGUCAACCCACAUUAUACAGUCUAAUCAAGGAGGCUACAAGUGAAGUACAACUGCUGAUGGUCUAUUUCACUACCAAUGAAACUUCUCUUUUCACUUUUGUUCUCACUUUUUUUCUUACAUGUAUUAUCAAGAAUGGUUAUUUUUCUUUUUUAACGAAGACCAAUAAUACACCUUUGUUGUUGUAGUAAAAUGAGAUUGGUGAAACUACCUACUGUGAAAUUGUAAGAUAUGCAGAUUACACUUGUACCCGGAU